UGUCAAGAUUGGAUAUUUAGAGGUAGGGCAGAUGAAGGACGGUUGCAGCAUAGAGCGAACGACUUAUGCCUACUUGUUCGACGGCUACAACGCUUCUUAUAAAUCCAUACACAAUUCUCUGGUUUAUGGAUUUGAGCUUCAAUAUGCCCCUCAUGGUCCAAUUCUCUGCGAAAACCAAUGGCGGUGGUUUUACAAGUGUUAUCCGCACAGCGUUCCAGGUUUUUUCCGAUUUCUAUGGGCACUGAUUCCAGCUUUUGCACUCUUGGGACUCGUUUGUUACGCACUAUUUGUUGUGGCAAAAUUUCUAUUUGGGGCACCAUUCGUGACUGUGUUUUUGAUCUAUACAUGGAAAAGAAGGCAUUUGUCAAUGUACAACUCCAUAGAAGAAUUUUUGCAUGGUGAAAAGAAUUUUGUGCCAAUAAGGUAUUCGUACUCGAACAUCAAGAAGAUGUCUAACAAAUUUAAAGAAAAACUUGGUGAAGGAGGGUAUGGAUCAGUAUUCAAAGCAAGGUUACGGAGUGGACGUUUUGGGGCAAUUAAGAUGUUGGAUAAGCCCAAAGGCAAUGGACAAGAUUUCAUCAGCGAGGUAAAUACUAUUGGGAGGAUUCACCAUGUUAAUGUGGUUCGGCUUGUUGGUUAUUGUGUUGAGGGAUCGAAGCAUGCUUUGGUAUAUGAUUUCAUGCUCAACGGAUCUCUUGAUAAAUACAUUUAUUGCAAAGAAGGAAGUAUCCCAUUAAGUUGCAAGACAACGUAUGAGAUUUCUCUUGGAGUGGCUCAAGGGAUCAAAUAUCUACAUGAAGAUUGUGACAUGCAAAUAUUACAUUUUGACAUCAAGCCUCACAACAUUCUUCUUGAUGAGAAUUUCAUACCGAAGAUUUCUGACUUUGGGCUUGCAAAAUUAUAUCCGGUGGAUAAUAGUAUUGUGUCUCUAACAGCAGCAAGGGGUACAAUGGGAUAUAUGGCUCCUGAACUAUUCUACAAGAAUAUUGGCGGUGUUUCAUUUAAAGCCGAUGUUUAUAGUUUUGGAAUGUUGUUGAUGGAAAUGGCAAGCAGAAGGAAGAAUUUGAAUGCAUUGGCAGAGCAUUCAAGUCAACUUUACUUCCCUUCGUGGGUUUACAAUCAAUAUAAUGAAGGAAAGGACUUCGAGGUGGGAGAAAUUGUAGAGGAGGAAAAACCAUUAACAAAAAAAAUGAUUAUAACCGCCUUGUGGUGUAUACAAUUGAAGCCAAGCGAUCGACCUUCAAUGAAGGAAGUCCUACAGAUGCUCGAAGGAGAUGUUGAAUUCCUUCGAAUGCCUCCGGAGCCUCUUCUAUAUCCACAAGAGAUGCCCGUAGUUGCUCCUAAUGGUAAUCUGAAUCCAACAUAUUCUAAGGCGGAGUUAACAUCUUCUUUGACGGGUAGGUGAAGACACGCAACUAGCAUAGGCUCUGUCAGUUUGAAUCUCAAUGCAAUGUUUCUGGUUUUGUAGUAGUACUGUUUGCUUGUACGUUGAACGUGAUGUUAAAUAUGUUUAGUACGGCAUAUUUUCAUGAUUCCAGGGAUAAAUAAUAGCAUGUUUGGUACUUUACUUGAA
Pyrus x bretschneideri (Chinese white pear) is the source of this 1573-nucleotide messenger RNA. Its product is annotated as rust resistance kinase Lr10-like. The transcript is spliced from 4 exons. The record is from RefSeq and is a predicted model, not a curated record. Bases 32 to 1405 code for a protein of 457 amino acids. Gene Ontology annotation, molecular function: protein kinase activity; ATP binding. Gene Ontology annotation, biological process: protein phosphorylation. Lineage: Eukaryota; Viridiplantae; Streptophyta; Magnoliopsida; Rosales; Rosaceae.